Sebastes umbrosus (honeycomb rockfish) is the source of this 2596-nucleotide messenger RNA. RefSeq names its product mitogen-activated protein kinase 12b (gene mapk12b). Gene Ontology annotation, cellular component: nucleus; cytoplasm. Gene Ontology annotation, biological process: intracellular signal transduction; protein phosphorylation. Bases 300 to 1466 code for a protein of 388 amino acids. The record is from RefSeq and is a predicted model, not a curated record. The transcript is spliced from 11 exons. Gene Ontology annotation, molecular function: ATP binding; MAP kinase activity. Lineage: Eukaryota; Metazoa; Chordata; Actinopteri; Perciformes; Sebastidae.
CCCUCAGACUGCCAGGGGCGACCAGGAGCCACUAAAAAUGUGUGUGUGUGUGAGUGUGUGUGUCUUUGGGGGGUUUAACUAAAGCGACCCCUCAAAGCGAAGAGCUGCUGCUUCAUCUGGAGGAAUUUACGCAUCACGGAAGAGAAGUGUCCUCUGCGCGUCUGAAGACAUCAGUGAAAACAACAACAACAACUCCGUUCGGUCACAUGAGAGGACGGAGAGGACCAGACCCACAUCCCUGCUCCUCCAGCCAAGUCUGGUCUGGUCUAGUCUAGUUGGGUAGGUAUUGGGUUGUGUCCAUGGCUGUGCGCUCCAGGACGGGAUACUACCGGCAGGAGGUGAACAGAACCGCAUGGGAGGUUCCGGAGAGGUACCGGGACCUGAAGCAGGUCGGAACUGGAGCCUACGGGACUGUGUGUUCGGCAUGGGACCGCCGGAUGGGGACGCAGGUGGCCAUCAAGAAGCUUCAUCGGCCCUUCGCGUCCAAACUUUUUGCCAAAAGGGCGUACAGAGAGUUGCGACUCCUCAAACACAUGAAGCAUGAAAAUGUAAUAGGGCUGCUGGAUGUUUUCACUGCGGAGAUCGCGUUGGACCGCUUGCGUGACUUUUACCUGGUGAUGCCGUACAUGGGCACCGACCUCGGCAAGCUGAUGAAGCUGGAGAGAUUAUCAGAGGACAGGGUGCAGUUCCUCAUCUAUCAGAUGCUGAAAGGACUCAAGUAUAUCCACUCUGCAGGGAUCAUCCACAGGGACCUUAAACCUGGGAAUCUAGCCAUUAACCCGGACUGUGAGCUAAAGAUUCUUGAUUUUGGCCUGGCGAGGCAGGCCGAUGCGGAGAUGACCGGCUACGUCGUGACGCGCUGGUACCGGGCGCCCGAGGUUAUCCUCAACUGGAUGCACUACACGCAAACCGGUAAACUCUCUUUGCAUUUUGUGUGUGCAGAAAAAAAAGGCAAAGAGACCAAAGCUGAUGUUUGUUUCUCUCUCUGUGUUGCAGUGGAUAUCUGGUCGGCAGGUUGUAUUAUGGCGGAGAUGCUGCUGGGAAAGCCGCUGUUCAAAGGAAGUGAUCAUCUGGACCAGCUCAGAGAAAUCAUGAAGAUUACAGGAACGCCGGCUGCUGACUUUGUUGUGAAGCUACAGAGCCAAGAUGCCAAAAACUACCUCAGAAGUCUCUCAAAAGUGCCAAAAAAAGACUUACACUCUCUUUUCUCCAAAGCUAGCUCAAACGCCGUGAGCGUCUUGGAGAAGAUGCUGCUCCUGGACCCCGAGUGCAGGGUGAGCGCCUCGGAGGCCCUCGACCUGCCUUUCUUCAGCGAGUUCAGAGACGCCGAGGAGGAGACGGAGGCGCUGCCUUACGAUCAGACCAUGGACAACACAGACCUGCCGCUGGACCAGUGGAAACGUCACACUUUCACAGAGAUUCUCACCUUCAGGCCGAACAGGGACUCCAGAGAGACGUCACUUUAACAGCACACACACAUACACACCUGCACCCAAAAAUAAUAUUUUCUUACUGACUUUGUUGUGUUUAUGUAGGAGUAAAGAAUAUUAGUUUAAGUUUUCAAUAAAUGUGAUUUGUUAAGAGGCUCAGUUGAGUGUUUGUGUGCCGGAUUAUUCAUCAUCAUCCAUAGACGACGUGUUUAAACUCAUACUAACUGCCACUGCUUCCUUAAAGUCAGUCCAUCCAUUCUGUCGCCUGUUUGCAUUUUGAUUUAUUCUGAUAAUGGACGCUUUUCUGGAACUAAGGGCGAGGUCACCCAUUGUACGGUACCAAGGUGAAUGCUGGGAAUGCAGAAGUGAAUAAUGUGGUCUCAUAUUAAGCACAGUACUGUAGGUCCCACAAACAAUUUCUCUUCAUGUAAGGAUGUUUUAAAUGUGAAUGACAUGAUGAUGCAAUGUUACAUUUUGUUGUAUAUGUGUGUUUUCCGAUAUAAAAUCCCUAUUUGUUUGGGACAUGUACCCUUUUAUGCAUGGACAUUUCCCUAUUUGGGCCAGUCUCCAAACCAUUAAACCAUCCAACACUCCCAUAAACUGGCUCUGAGCCACAAGCCCAAAGACGGGCGCAGCGCUACUCUGAAAUCCUUUUCCAUGAACUCUCCCAUCUCAUCUGGCCCAACACUCACCAGUAAAUACAUCUGAAGUGGUUACAGGGUGACUGUGGGUCACCUUCCACGGACUUUGAUCUGCCAUCAAUUAACAGCUAUGGACUUCUCAUUAGAGUGACUAAGAAGGCAGAUAUGUUUCUCCCCGGCUCUCUCUGAUAAGAGCUGUUUGCCUGCUGAUGUUGACCGACUGUUGUAAUUCUAGUUGACUAGUUCCUGGUGGCUGUGCACUUCAGAUUCUUACGGGACGAUGGAUAAUACCUACAUAUCUAAACAAUACGGACGACGCUCAAAUCUCAGGAGACUUUUGUUGCUGCUGUUUCUGGCAGGUAAUACGAGGAUACUCUUUCUGAGAGAAGUUGAUUUUUAGUUGUGAUAAUAUGGUGCUUUGGAACAGUGUGUGAGUGCUGCCGUAUUGAUUUUAAUGGCUGUUGGGAAAAUGUUUUUUACUUUUUGUAUAUUACCUGUUAUAAAUGUGAUGGAUCAUGAACUACA